Molecule: messenger RNA, 4426 nt
Organism: Pteropus alecto (black flying fox)
Lineage: Eukaryota; Metazoa; Chordata; Mammalia; Chiroptera; Pteropodidae
Product: tigger transposable element-derived protein 1
Exons: 2
Coding region: 940-3276 (778 amino acids)
Cellular component (GO): nucleus
Molecular function (GO): DNA binding
Source: RefSeq, a predicted model, not a curated record
GCCAGAGAUAGGGUGGGGGCGGGGAGAGAGAGAGACAGAGAGACACGGAUAGACAGACACAGACAGACGCAGAGACUCGGGGGGCAGGGAGAGACCCAGAGCUUGCGAGGGCAGAAACUCAAGUGAGCAGGCGUAAAGGAGGACAGAGAGAGGGAUUUCUGCUCCACGACCUAAGGAGUGUGAUAAGAAGCCAGCAGGUCGGGGAGUCGCGCCUGGGGAGAUCGGUAUGACAGAAACGUUCGCAACAGGGACGAAGGUUAGGAAGGGAUGGGGGUGAAAGGAGAAACGAAGAGGGGGAGAGAGGGAGAACGGAUUCACAAAGACAAGUGCAGACAUCGAGAACCAGGGGACCAAUAUACAGAGUUCAUAGGCGAGAGGAAAGAAAGGGACAGAAAUCAGACACAGUAAGAUGGGCUGAGUUUUCAGAGACCGAGCGAAGGCGGCAGCAUGAAGAGAAAGCAUUAGAGGGAGAGUUGGUAGGAAAACUUAUCCAAAAACUGGACAAUAAGACAAAGGUGACAGGGGGGCCCCGCCUGACUCCCCAGGCGAAGCGACUCUUUCAACCAUUUCGAUCAGAGUCCAUGUACUGCAUUUAGAUGCUAACUCGUAAAAGGUCGAUAGGUUGCAAACGCUUUCUGUCCACUACAGAGAGUACCUCAAGGAUUAGAGUUGUGUCACCCUGCAGGACACUGAGCAGGACAUCGAAACGUCCCGGCCGCCCAACUGCCUGUCAGGGCACUAAUGUGACUCUGUGUUUUUCUUUCAGUGUUCCUUCUUUCCUUCCCCCUCUCUGUUCCUUCUCUCUCAUCUUCCUGGAACCGCCUGUUACCUUAGUUCCCUCCGUGAGGUAAAUCCAUCUUUGAGACGAGGUCCCUAAGUUUGUUUUUAACGUUUUCGAAAAUGGUGUGUUGACAGUCUGAAGGGAACCCGUUCCCUGGGAUGGGAGACAGAAAGGGAGAAAGAAGUAGGCAGGACGAUGGACAGAAAAUGCGACGAGAAAGUCAGCCGCAGGCAGCGACAGUCUCGGGCGCCCUCUCUUGGAAUCCGUGUGCAGCCGCCUCUUGGCCGGACUACAUUUCCCGGCAUCCCGAGCGCCCAGAGUGCCGUGGGAGGUGCGCCCCCCACGGCGUCCUCCAAUCCCAGCCGUCGCCGGACAGCCUUCCGCUUCCGCCGACAAGAUGGAGGCUGGGCUCAGCCGCCGUCGGGGAGCGGCACCGUAAGGACAUAGAGAAGGGCCGCAGUCUCACCGGCCCAGCUGAAGCAGUCGGCCCGCGUCGCGGCCUGGAGAGAGGCCAGGAGGCUGCCAUCAUGGGAACAGUGGUUGCUGCUGUGGAGGGGCUGGGGGUAGAGGGCUCGUCGCGGUGCAUGGCACGAAGAGGCGGAAUAAAGACAACCCCCCGAGUGCAGGCGUCGGGAAAGGCACCCCUUGAUGGGAUUGGCCUCCGCCACAGUGCCAAGCGGGACCGGAAGUCCAUCACCCUCCAUGUAAAGUUGGAGGUGCUUCGGAGGUUUGAGGAGGGUGAGAAGCUGACACAGAUCGCCCGGGCUCUGGGGCUGGCCACCUCCACCGUUGCCUCGAUCCGUGUCAACAAGGACAAGAUCCGGGCCAAUUCUCAGGCAGCUACACCUGUCAGUGCCAAGCAGCUGACCCGCUGCCGGGGUGUGGUGAUGGGCCACAUGGAACGCCUGCUGAGCCUUUGGAUCGAGGAGCAGAAGCGGCGACACCUGCCAGUCAGCACGCUGCUCAUCCAGGACAAGGCGCGCCGCCUCUUUGCACAGCUGCAGCACGAGCACGGCGAUGCCACCCAGGCUGACACCUUCGGGGCGAGCAAUGGCUGGUUUGCCCGUUUCAAGGCACGCCACAAUGUGCUGUUGACGGAUGAGCCGGCUGUGGCUGACGCCCAGGCUGCUGCCGGCUACCCCUCAGUGCUACGCACCAUUCUGGAGGAGGGCUGCUACUCACCACGCCAAGUCUUCAACGUGGACGAGACGGGCCUGUUCUGGAAGCGGCUGCCCGAGCGCAUGCUGCUGGCACUGGAAGGGGCAGCCGGGCCUGGGCCUAAGGCCCCUAAGGACCACCUGACCCUGCUGCUCGGUGGCAACGCAGCUGGUGACUUCAAGCUGAAGCCACUGCUGGUAUACCCCUCGGAGAACCCACGCGCCCUCAAGGGCUGCUCUAAGGCCAGCCUGCCUGUGGUUUGGCGCUCCAACCGCAAUGACUGGCUGACGCCUAGCAUCUUCCAGGAGUGGUUUACUGGCUGCUUCUGCCCUGCCGUAGAGAGCUACUGCGCCAGCCACGGCCUCCCCCACCGCGCCCUGCUGCUCCUGGAUGGUGCUCCCUGCCACCCUGCCCACCUGGGGAGCCUCUCGGCCCACGUGCGUGUUGAGUUCCUGCCCAAGAACACAUCGGCCCUGAUCCAGCCCAUGAACCAGGGCAUCAUCGCUGCCUUCAAGGCUCAUUACCUGCGCCUCACGCUUAGCCAGCUGGUCCAGGAGACAGCUGGUGAAGACCGGCCCUCCAUGCGGGAGUUCUGGCGUAGCUAUACCGUCAUGACUGCAGUGGACAACAUCGCCCAGGCCUGGGCAGAGCUGCAGCCCGCCACCAUGAACAGUGCCUGGAGAAAGCUCUGGCCUGAGUGUGUGCCUGCCGGCAAUUCUGAGCCCGACGCUGUGCCCCAGCUCCACCGCAGCAUUGUGGCGCUAGCCAGCCACGUGGGCCUUGGAGAAGUGGCUGAGGCCGAUGUUACCCACCUGCUGCAGGCCCAUGUGGAGCCCCCACCCCGUGGAAACCCCCAGGAUGCAGAGGAUGGGCGGGCCAGCAGCUCUGGGUUGUCUUGGGAGGCAGGGAAAGGCCCGGCCUCCGAAGGACCAGAACUGGAUCUUGCUGAGGCUGUGGCGAGUGUGGGGGCUGAGGAAGCUGGUGUGGGUUCACUGAGCCCUGAGUGCCUGGCCCAGGCCCUGGCCCACUUCACCGCUGGCCUACGGGUCCUCACAGAGAACGAUCCGAACCGGGAGCGCAGCUUGUGGGUGUCUCGGGGUGUCCACUGCGCCCUCGCCCGCCUCCGGGAGCUGCACCGGGAAAGGAAGCGACAGGCCCGGGCAGCCGCAUCCUCAGGAAGCCCCGUGGUGGUGGCGACAAGAGAAUUGACAGGGAGCCUGCGCUUGCCACAGGUGGGGCCUGCAGAGGGUGGGCGAGUGGUUAAAGAGUCAGACCCUGAAGGACAGACGUCUGCAGCUGUCUUGCAUGAUUUGGGGCUUGGGCCUGACCUCAGAUGAGCCCUGUUUGAUGACAUUUAGUUUCUGGAGCACAGACACUGCCACGUCUUCCCCGUGGUUCACAUACCUGACGCCCUGCAGUUUUUGUACCGUGAUACACACAUACCCCCAGGCUAGGAGAACAGGAGGGUGUUCUUUGACUGGCAGAUGAGCUGCAGGACCCGUGACAAGAGACACACCUUAUAGCACCACGGUGGCCCAGCACAACCCACCAGGUUGGUCUUCCUUUUGGAUAGGGGCCAAGGCCAGCCCUGGCCUCUCCCCGCACCAUUGUGGUGACCAUUCGCCAGCCCUGGCCUCUCCCCGCACCAUUGUGGUGACCCGUCCUAGCCAACUUUAGAUGCGGGUUUCCAGAUCUUGGCAUUUCCUCCCUUCCCAUGCUAGGCUCACCCGCUCUGGCUUCCAUGGCCUCUGUGAUACCAGGUCUCUGGUUCCCUCCCUGCACCCAACCCCAUGUUGGCCCACUGUGGCUUUUGAUACCAAGGGUCCCUUCCUUGGUUUGGAGAUAUUUUCUCCCCUAGGUUUCUAUGGCAUGGUUGUCUUGGCAACCUUCCAUCUUCUGAUGCUGUGUCUUUUGUGACACUGAUGGUCUCCCGGGUCUAGAGCCCUUUGGGAAAUCUCGUCCAUUCCUAAGGCCUCAGUGGCCACCUCAGGAUCUGCUCCCGGUGCACUAGCUGCAGCCCAGCCUCUUCCUGAGGUUAGACCCAUAGCUCUGACAGCGAUGGGUGAGCCUUACAGACAGUCUCAUUAUCUCCUCUCAUUCCACCUUGCUCUCCUGCCCCCCAAACUGACAGCCGGCACUUUGGUUGUCUGCUCUGCAGACACACCACGUGGGCCGCCAGGACACUGUCAGCAAGGGAAGGUGUUCUGAUGCUCUAGCUGCAUGAGCCACAGGUAGUGAGACAGGGACGUGUGGCCUCUUGGGUUCUGUUCAGUGCAGGUACCUGCAUGUGUCUGUGCACACGCGCACACAGACACACGAAGAAAUAAAGAUGGCGGAAAGGGUUUCUGCCACCUGUGUCCCCGCUAACACUUGCAGUAAUGGGCCUGCUCUCAGCACGUGACAGGGGCGGAGAAUCAUAAUUGGAAAAAGUUCAAAACCGAACACUUGAAAAGUGACAUUUAUUAAAACUUGUGGGAUGAAGCUCAA